CCUUCAGCGGUCUCUCAUGACACUUCAAUAAAUGCAACUAUGGCUGCCCUCCGUAGACUUAUUUCCACGUUUACCAAUUUCACAAACACACCAGGCAGGUUUGCUGGAGCGAAACAACAAUUUCAAACAACAAAAACAUUGAAACUUAUUACAACUGGAGUGUGCCUUGCCACCGGUGCUGGAAUAGCACAUUAUUGCAAUGCAAUCCAUAAUUUGCGCAUAGCACUGGCGAGUGAUAUCGGUGGACGGUGGCUUCUCUCUCUACCAUCAGUAUCUGCGAAAGAUAAGGCCAAGACGUAUGACCUGGAUGACGGGGAUGUGUACAUGUCCUCCCAUGAGAACAGGUUCCGGAUGUUCUGCUCUGUGGAGUACGAGGGUCAGCUCUUCAUGACCCCUCUGAACUUCAUAGAGUCCGUCACCUUGAGCGAACCCAAGAAAAGGAGGAUUUGGAAAUCUCUCUCAAAACAGGAACUGGAGAACAUUCUGGAGAAUACUCCACCUGUUUCUAAAGGGACCUCUAACUUGUUCAGAAACAUGCGUGAACGAGGCAUCAUAUGUUAUACUGAGUACCUUUUCCUGCUUUGCAUUUUGACAAAGCCCCAUGCAGGUUUCAAGAUUGCCUUCAACAUGUUUGAUGCAGAUGGGAAUCAAAUGGUGGACAAACGGGAGUUCUUGGUGCUGAAAGAAAUCUUCCGCAAGAAGAAGGACAAGAAAGAAGAGAAAGACGAAUCUCACCUGCCGGAUACACUGGUGCUUAGACAGGAGCCCUCGGAGUUAGAGCCCAGGGGCAUGUGGGAUGUGCUGAGACGAGGGGCGAGCCAAGUUCUCUUCUCUGAUCUGGCAGAGAACAUUGUUGAAGAUAUGAUUGACACAACACUGUUGGUGCAUUUCUUUGGGAAGAAAGGAAAGGCAGAGUUAAAUUUUGACGAUUUUUACAGUUUCAUGGACAACCUGCAGACGGAGGUGCUUGAGAUUGAGUUCCUGUCCUACUCCCGGGGCCUGCCCACCAUCAGUGAGGAAGACUUCGCUAGGAUCCUGCUCCGCUACACUAACGUGGAAAACAUCAGCGCCCACUUAGAGAACAUGCGUCAGAGCAUACCUGACGAAAAGGGCAUCACAUUUGAGGAGUUCCGAUGCUUCUUCCAGUUCCUCAACAACCUUGAGGAUUUUGCCAUCGCCAUGCAGAUGUACAACUUUGCGAAUCGCUCUAUUGGCCAAGAUGAGUUUACGCGUGCGGUCUACGUAGCCACUGGCCUCAAGCUGACUCGCCAUCUGGUCAACACAGUCUUCAAGAUCUUUGAUGAGGACCACGACGACAAGCUGAGCUACAAGGAGUUCAUCGGUGUCAUGAAGGACCGUCUGCACCGCAGCGAGAGGGGAUUUAAAGUGGACGAGAAGUUCACGUCGUUCAAGUCCUGCCUGAAGAAGCAGCUCUCUGGGAAAUAGGUGAAGACGCACAACCCCUUCACUCCCCAACCCCGAGGUACAAUCUCUAACCUCAGGGGAAAUUCAACUCAACUGGGUUUUUUGUUCAACCUCAAGCAAGGAAUGUGUGCAAGGAUUUGUUGCUACUUUCUUGAGUUAAAGCUGAUAUGGGUGCAGUUCUUCUGUACCUAAAUAGACAUUCUUGUUAGCUUUUAGACUGUUAUGAAAGAAACAAUCAAUGCUACAUAGUAGUAAUGGUUAAAGACAAUCUUAGAAAUUAUGAAUUGCACUGAUUGUAUUUAGGUAUGUUUUUCGACUAGAUUAUUGAACUGUCCCUUUAAACAGCCCUGUUCUCAUCAAGAAAAUAAGUCACCAUAAGUGAAUUCUCAAUGUGUUAUUUAUAUAUUUAUUCAUUCAUCUGUAUAUGUAUCCAUUAUACAUUUGUUUUUGCAUGUAACACUGGAAGUCUUAUUUCACACCAAAUCUGAGUUGUUUGUGACAGGGUCCAGCAACAGCAUGUGUAUUGCAGCGUGUGGUUCUCUCUGGCUCUAAGCCUGUUAAUCUGUCUCUACAGUGGGCACAUUUCUAACAUAGUUUCUCCCAGCCUGUUUGCAGGCUCUCUGAUCCAAUCAGUUGAUGCCAGGGACAGCAUCUCUCCCUCGCAGCACCACAGUGCUUUCAGACAACCUCAUUUCCCCCAAGACCUCAGUUGGCAGUUCCUUUUGACUACUAAGUAACGUUUCAGAGAUAGCAUGGUACAAUUGUGAUCAGCUUACAAUUACAUCAGCAAUACUUGUUUUAACUACCGUAGUGGCAGCUAACCAUUUUAACACUUUGAUACAAAAGACAUGUCUCUUUAAUAUAAUGGAGAAACAACAUUUAUACUACUCACACGGAUAACUGGAGAAGACACUUUAAUGCUGAGAUUAUUCAUCUCAUCAGUUUAUUUAUCAUUGUGGGUGUCUUCGAAAAAUCAAAGAACCCCUUCCUAUUCAAGUCUCAAUGCUUAUUCAUAUUAAUUCUGUACGCAUCAUCAAGGGUUUUAAGUGUUGUUUUCUUACAGACUGUAGACUAGGUCACAUCAGAUGUUUGACGUGAGUGGGUCUCCUUAGUGAGAACAGACUUGGAUUGCUCAUGCUGCAGUCUCCCAACAUUAUCUCAUAUGUUACAUAUCAGAUCAAAUUCAUGGGUUUAUUGACUUACAGUAGCCUAAUACUUCCUUUGCGUGAGACUGCAUAGAAGUCCUUUGUGAAAGUAAUUUGAAUGUCAUAAGUUGAUUUCUUUAGUCUACCUCUUAAAACCUUUCAGAAGCCAUAAACCUCAGACUUAUAAAACAUUCAGUUGUGUUCAUAGGGUUGCAUAGCUCACAGGGUCUGUUAUAUUGAGUUAAUAAAUAAGGUUUAAAUAGUU
Osmerus eperlanus (European smelt) is the source of this 2835-nucleotide messenger RNA. RefSeq names its product mitochondrial calcium uptake family, member 3b (gene micu3b). Lineage: Eukaryota; Metazoa; Chordata; Actinopteri; Osmeriformes; Osmeridae. Gene Ontology annotation, molecular function: calcium ion binding. Bases 40 to 1446 code for a protein of 468 amino acids. Gene Ontology annotation, cellular component: uniplex complex. The record is from RefSeq and is a predicted model, not a curated record. The transcript has 14 exons. Gene Ontology annotation, biological process: calcium import into the mitochondrion; mitochondrial calcium ion homeostasis.